Molecule: messenger RNA, 930 nt
Organism: Aspergillus niger
Lineage: Eukaryota; Fungi; Ascomycota; Eurotiomycetes; Eurotiales; Aspergillaceae
Exons: 4
Coding region: 1-930 (309 amino acids)
Source: RefSeq, a predicted model, not a curated record
AUGAUUAGAGGGUCUCAAGAACUAGCACACAAACUCCGAUGCGGGGAAAUCCUCUCAGUCUCUAUUUUCCUGCUGGCACUCACUCACUCACUUCUGAACCCUCAACCUACCCAUCACCUCAUCACAACCAUGUCCUCACCAUCCCCCUGGCUCUCCGGCACCCACUCCGGUCACGUUUCCGUAGAUGGCAUUCAGAUAUUCCUCUCCGCCUCCGGCCCCGCACGACAAACAAUCAACAACACCGUCCAGCCCGCCGUAAUCAUCGAAGCCGGUCUGGGCAGCAGUCACAGCGAAUGGGUCGUAGUGCAGCGCCUCAUCGCCGAACGUGCCCGUGUAUACACCUACGACCGAGCCGGGUACGGCCUAAGCGAUAUGUCUCCGCGCGAACCCACGGCUCAGAACCGCGUGUACGAAUUGUCUCGAUUACUGGAAGUAGCUGGGAUCGAGCCACCCUAUGUGCUGGUCGGGCAGUCAUACGGCGGGGUUCUGAUCCGGGAGUUCCUUCGCGUUCAUACGAAGUCGAAAGUGGCUGGGAUGGUGAUUCUCGAUGUGGUCUUGGGGUUAGAUUUGAAUCACGCGUUUUCGGCGGAGGAGUAUCAGAAGGUAAAGGAAGAUGAGAAAAGGAAUGAGGCUAUGUUUGGUGAUGAAGAGGAGUUUGUGGCUAGGAGUAUGGAGAUGGUUAAUGACGGAUUGCCGGUGGGGUCUCAGGCGAUGGGCGAUGGACGGUUGAGUGUGGUGUUUGGGAAUCGGUCGAUGGAUUUUCGCAAGGUUUUGGAGUUUGGGGUUGCUAAUGGGUAUGGUACUGAGGAGGUGAGGGAGAGUCGGUUCGUUUACGCGCAGGGCAAGGCGAUGACGCAUAAUGUGCAUUAUGUGGCUCCAGAGCUGAUUCGUGAUGAGGUCUUCUGGGUGCUGGGGCUGACGGAUCGGUAG